Molecule: messenger RNA, 2496 nt
Organism: Pygoscelis adeliae (Adelie penguin)
Lineage: Eukaryota; Metazoa; Chordata; Aves; Sphenisciformes; Spheniscidae
Gene: ZBBX
Product: zinc finger, B-box domain containing
Exons: 19
Coding region: 1-2496 (831 amino acids)
Biological process (GO): cilium movement
Cellular component (GO): motile cilium
Source: RefSeq, a predicted model, not a curated record
AUGAACAUCAAUGAUUUUGUAAUACUCCCAGGCUCAAAAACUGGAACCUCAGUGAGAUUAAAAGCAAAAACUGUCAGAGAAUUGCAGUUGGAGAAAGUGCAGUUAGAAACCGAAAACAAAGAGAUGGAGAAGAAAUUACGGCAACUACAGUCAAACAUGAGCAGAGAAAAAGAAGAGAGAAAGAAAUCAAGUGCUUAUCACUGGAAAUCUGGACAGGCAGGACCAAUGACCAUCCAAGCCCGAGUUUUGUCACAAAGCAAAGAAAACAAUAAUAAGGUUUCUUCAGGAAAAGUGAAGUUGCAAAUACUCAAAGAACAGAUUCAAGAGCCAGUGAAAGAACCAUUUAAGCAUGAAAUGGCAAACGCUGUAGCUCUUGAAAAAUCUGAAGUGGAGGGGAUAGCAUGUGGACGAUGUGAAAUUAAGAGUGCGCUGCUGACAGAAGCUGAUAUGCAUGUUGGAAAAUUUGAAGUCAUUGAUCACUUCAUCAAGGAACUAAAUCUGAAUGAAUUGAAAAUAAAUCAUGAGCAGAAGAAAGUAAAGAGCAAGCAUCAGGUUGCAUCAGACAAGUUUUCAUCUCUCCUAGUGUCCGUAGGCAGUGCUGAGGAACUGUGCUCAGGAUCAACCUGUACAGGCCUUGAAAAUCAGGACAAAGGAUUAUUACUAAAUGGUAUGUUUAAUGAGGAGGAGUCUGCAAAGUCUUUUCAGGAAGCUGUGCUUCAAUGGAGAAAAGGUAAUCGGGAUCACAGAGAACAACUGCGUGCCAGUGCAGUCCUAUCAGAAUCUGUGGGAAUUUGUGAGGUACAGACCAACCUUACUCUUAUGAAGAAACCUAUCCAAAUUGAAUUCAAGAAGGAUGGCCUGAGCUACAUGGAGAAACUCUUGCUUAAGAAAUACAGAAGAACUCCUGUUGAUCAAAUUUCUGGUAGUUGCACUAAAGAUUUAAGGCCUGUGCAAACACUGAGUGUACAUCAGGCUGUGAUUGGAGGAGCGGGAGAAGGAGAUGAAUAUGACGAUGAUGUAGAUGACUUAACAGUUGAAGAGGUGAAGAGAUAUUGGACAUCUGUUUUUAGAGAGGAAGUACUCAACACUAUUUCUGAAAGUGCAGAGUCCUCUUUGAAAAUUGAGUUCCUUGAUGACUCUUAUGGCAAGGACUUGGAAGAAUCAUCUAACUUUUUGGUGAUGGAAGCUGGGGCUAUGGGAAUGAAUAAGCAAGGAAAAACUGAACCACUCAAGCAGUGUGGAAGUGAGCCACCAAGGUAUAUUAAUUGCCUGUAUCUAGGGAGACAUCACUUUGAAAUGUCUUUAUUUUAUUCGCUUGAUCACUCCAGUGUUAAACCAUUUGCAGAUCAGAGUACCAGACCUUUGCCAAGAGAAACUGUAGGCAUAAUGAGAAAGUCAUCCUGUCAUUUAACUUCCACAGCUGACACUCAAUAUAUUUUACCUUUUCCUCUUGACAGAAAUCCUGUUUCUUCUAAAGAAACUUCUCAAGAAAAAAUCGUUGUCUGCAGUCUUGAAAGAAAUGCAGUGCAAAAGGAGAGUAUUAAACUAAAGACUAUGAGAAGAUCACUUAGCUCCUGUAAGCUACCUGAGAUUUCUAACCCUACUGAACUAAUGAGCAACAAAUAUCUCCUUGAGACACAACUGCAGAAAACCAAUAAAGAUUCACAAGAACUGGACAGUGUCUGCAACAGCCAGAGUUUGGUUUUGCCUGUAAUUACAAAGUCUUCAGUGUUACAGGAUGUAGCCAAAAGACAGAAAUCUGUUUCUACGCGGUAUUGGGGACUUGAAGGUUUCUUUGUUAUAGGUGCAAACCCUAAACAAGUAAUGCUUGAAGCACGUUCUUCACUGUGUGCUAACUCUAGCCCUAUGGACAGUAGUAUCCCAUUUCCAGGAGAUGGAAAGUGGGUUACUGAAAGGAGCUUAAGUGAAUACGCUGAUGACUCUGUAGUUCAAGGUGUCUUAGAAAGUCAGUUGAGUAGACCUUCAAGUGGUUUGGAGACUCAAAAUAGAAUUUCUCCCCUGAUGGUAGCAUGGAGGUCAUACCCAGGCAAUGAUUCUAGAAGACCUUGGUCAACAAAUAUGCUACACUGUAAACUGACUGGAAAUUGUCCAGCAAACACACAGCCAAGACCAAAGAGUUCACCUAUGCAUAUGUUUAGAGUUGAUACUGAGAUAUCAAAACACAAGUCCCUUGAUGUAACUAAACAAGAUGACUAUAUGUGGGAAUAUAUUGCUGACCAAGAAGCCCUACUUACUCUGGAAAAGGAAUUACAAAGUUAUACACGUCCUGAAAAAUGUUACAGCUUAACUUCUGAAGAUGUAACCUCCUCCAGCAGACACUCAGAGAAGAUAUGUGGAAAUACUACAGUUUUCCAUAAAAACCUAGAGCUAAAAGACCACAGCAAAGUUGAUAGUCUCAGGGGCUGGGAUGAAAGCCAAAUGGAUGAUGAGGAAGAAAUUCUGGAGGAUAAGCAACAGGUUCUUGCAUUACAGUGA